Verruconis gallopava is the source of this 3771-nucleotide messenger RNA. RefSeq lists its product as uncharacterized. The record is from RefSeq and is a predicted model, not a curated record. The transcript is spliced from 4 exons. Bases 641 to 3727 code for a protein of 1028 amino acids. Gene Ontology annotation, molecular function: RNA binding; protein binding. Lineage: Eukaryota; Fungi; Ascomycota; Dothideomycetes; Venturiales; Sympoventuriaceae.
CUCGUGUGAGGCGAAUCUCUCGCCCAAGCUCAAGAUCAUUGGUCUCGUCGCGUGGAGCGCUGAUACGGCAACUCGUACUGUUUGCAGCCAAUUACAUUGGUCUGCACAUCAGUUUGAAUCGACUCCUUUCCCCCGCCUUUCGCACUGAUCUUAGUUCUAGACGACAGGUCUCUGCUAUCAGCUUCACGACAAAAGCCAUUGUGAGCAAGGGCACGCUUGGUAGAAACGCGUGUUUAAAUGGUCUAAGAGCAUUACAUGAAUCGCGAAGAAAGAACUCGACAGCCAAGUUUCAAGUUCAAGACUCUUUCAUGUCCCCUCGCCUAUAAAUUUCUAUCCAAACUCAGAUGACGAGGUCUGUGCAGCAGCCGUCGAGGUGCUUGCUGGUACUCAAUUGAUAAGAUCGGAAACCCCUCAGGCUAGAAGCCGCUGCGCAAUACUUGGACUGGAUUCCAGCAGCGCGUUCGCGAAAGAGCAGUCGGCACUCAACAUCCCAUACUCUUGGAGCGACAUUGCAUUUUCCUGUUGGUCUUUUUUUACAUCGGCACCAAAGAUCGCGUGGUACUUUCACCAACUAUUCUUGGCCGGUGCCUUGAUCUUCUUCGCGUCAUCGAUUUGGAAUUUCUUGUAGGAAGCGUUUGCAAUGAGUGAACGGGGUCGUGGCAGGGGCCGUGGUUCAGACAGAGGCCGUGUCUCGGACAGAGGUCGCGGCUCAGAUAGGGGCGGUCCACGCGGAGGGGGCCACUUCGAGCGUGGUGGUGAUGCGCGAAGAGGCUCGGUAGACUGGGGUCGAGGCGAUCGUGGUGGCUUUCGUGGUGGCCGUGGAGGCGCUCAGGAUCGUGGUGGCUAUCGAGGAGGGAGAGGAGGAGGCCGUGGAGAUUAUGGAUCGGCCCUCAUGCAAAUGCCUCCCCGUAUAUAUCCAGCCAUAUACAGGAUGGGAGAGGAGGUCCCAGUGCCUGAUGAUUCCAUCACUGAAUUUGAGAAUGAUCUCAUCACCGACACUGCCAGCAAGUUAGGCAAGUUGUCGAUCUAUGAUGGCCUUCCCAGGCGAGUUGGCUUUGGUACUGCAGGUCGUCCUGUGAUCUUACGCACAAACUUUUUCGAUGUUCGUCUACUCAAGGAGCGCGCCAUCGUUUUUCGCUACUCGAUUGCUUUUGAUAAGGAGGAUGGACUGAGCCGAACAAAAAAGCGGCGCUACAUUGAGCUUUUGCUCAAGCAAGCGCCCUUCUCCAAAGUUGUUCACUACAGCGACCUGGCCGCCAAUGUUUUCACAACCGCAAAACUUAAACUGCCCCAAAAAGAACGCGGAGAGUUCAAAGUCAUCAUCUACGAACGCUUGGAGGCUCCGUAUCCAGCCGAAAAACCCGACGAGGCAGCGCACAUUGCGGCCGCCCGAGUACGAAAAACCAGGAGAAUCAAAGUGGAAUAUACAACUUCCUACGACUUGAACGAUCUUUUCAAGUACGUUUCAGGUUCGGCGACCGGCGCAUAUGCCGCGAAAGGUGAUGUAGUCCAGGCGAUGAACAUCAUUUUUAACCAUGCUGCAGGAGUUCACCAACGUGUUGCUGCUCAACCCAACAAUAAGUUUUAUCCUCUAGGGGAUCACCCAGUUCUCGGAAUCCCAAAUCAUCAAAAUUAUGAGAGCUGGGUACUUGGGGAGGGCUUGGUUGCGAUUCGUGGCUACUAUUCGUCUGUACGACUCGGUCCAAAGCGUGUACUAGUCAACGUGAACGUGGCUACAGGCACUUUCUACGAGCCCAUUCCCUUGGACGAGUUGAUGGUCAAGUUUAUGGGGGGUCGCCGCUUCAGCAAUGAACAUCAUGCGAGGCUCUGUGCGCACUUCAUCAAGCGUCUCAAGGUUGCUACCCGUUAUAUCAAAGAGAAGGACGAGAAGGGCAUUGAGCGACAAGUGAUCCGUGUACGUACAGUUGCGGGGUUUGUGAGAAAUCCAUACGCUCAAAAUUGUCAAAGCACUCGAUUUGAAUACACGGAGGACGGAAAUACUGUUAACGUGAGCGUUGCAGAGUAUUUUGCUCGGAAGCAUGGCAUACAACUUAGACGCCCAGAUCUUCCGGUCAUUAAUUGCGGUACAGAGAAAGAUCCGAUGCUUAUUCCGCCGGAGCUCUGCUUUGUCAUAGCAGGACAGCCUGCGAAAGGAAUUCUCUCCGCCAACCAAACAAAGACCAUGAUAGGCUUCGCUGCUCGCCCACCUAAUGCGAAUGCCAAAUCUAUAGAGUCGUCUGGCCUUCAGACAAUGCAAAUUGCUGGUAACCUGCAAUCGAGCACAAUCGGAAAUGCUGGAAUAAAGAUAAACGUCAACAUGCUCACGGUCCCUGGCCGAAUCCUUCAGCCAGCUUCCAUCAAGUUCCGGAAAGCCAUAAACCCACGAGACGGUAGUUGGAACUUGGCAGGCCAGCAGUUCUUUAAAUCUUCGGCAUUAAAUGGGGGCUUCACUGGGCUCCAAAUACGCCUCAGGAAUCAUGGAGUCAAUACAAUCAAAUUCGAGGACACACUACAAACAAUCACCAAGGAGUUGCAAAAGUAUGGUGUUACCGUGUCGAAUUACAUCGCCCCUACUAAUCCAGUAUCUUUUGACAAUAUCGAUCGUGACAGCUUCACAUACAUUAUGCAGUCGCUGGAUGCCAAGUUUGUAGCCGCGAAGCAGGAUAAAGGUAUUCGUUGGAUUCUGGUCUCGAUUCCGGAGAAAAAUGCCAUUCUCUAUGCCAUUGUCAAAUUUCUGGGCGACUACAAGCACGGGAUCAACACUCUUCUUGUUCAAGAAUCCAAUCUUGCCAAGAUUGGACGCGGUGAUCUUAUGCUGGUUGCGAAUCUUGCGCUAAAGUUUUCGAUUAAGUCUGGUGGCCAACCUUGGUCUCUCGAUGCAAACGAAAUGCCGAUAAUCACCAAAAAAACCAUGGUCAUUGGCCUUGACGUCACUCAUCCGUCUCCUAUGAGCAAAAAAUCGGCGCCUAGCAUCGCCGCUAUUGCAUGGGCAAAAGAUCCAGCUCUGUCUGCGUGGUUCGCUGAUGGCUGCACCCAGACCUCACGUAAGGAGAUGAUCGAAGUCUUGCCAAGUCUUUUGAUUGCUGCUAUCGAGUCAUGGCAGAAGCAUAACGGAGGUCAACGCCCAGCCGACGUCAUAGUCUUCCGUGACGGUGUCUCUGAAGGACAGUAUCAGCAGGUGCUGCAGGUUGAGUUCAGGCUUAUGCAGCAAGCGUUUGAUCAAAUAUAUGGUGCUGGAAAGCACCCGAAGGUUUCCAUCAUUGUAUGCAGCAAACGCCACCACACGCGUUUCUACCCUACCAAGGUUGAAGAUUCAGAUGUACGCAACGAUAGAGGAUCUCACAAUCCAGCUCCUGGUUUGGUAGUUGAUCGUCAUAUCACUGGUUUUGGGGAAAACGCCUUUGAUUUGUAUCUACAGCCACACAAGGCGCUGCAGGGCACGGCAAAGCCUUGUCACUACAUCGUGAUCAAAAAUGAGACUGGCAUGAAAGCUGCUGACCUCGAACGAUCAAUCCACACUAUGUGCUACGGAUUCUACCGCGCCACGAAAGCCGUUUCACUUUGUCCACCCGCGUACUGUGCAGACAAGGCGGCUGAGCGCUUUCGAGCGUUUCUUUACCAGGAUAUGAACGACGACUUGAGCAGCGUGUCAAGUUUCUCUAGUACUGGUGCUUCGUGGAGCCGGGGGGUCCACCAAGACCUCGCAGAGUCCAUGUUUUAUCUCUAGACGUCGAUUCUGGCCUCCUAAGCCGCGAAUAUCGCCUUGUUUUU